AUGCGCGUUUCAAUCCUUGCGGCCGCCCUCGUGGCCACUCCCAUUCUCGGCUACCCGCUCACCAGCGACCUCGCCACCCGCGACGACUCGAAGCUCUCGGCCUUCGAUAAUGUCAAGCGGCUCUUGACCGGCUCUGGCAGCCCCGGUGUCCUCAGUUCCAUUCGUCGUAGAGAUUACGGCUACGGUGGUGGGGGCGGUGGUGGUGGCCCCUCUAGCCCUGGUGGUGGUGGUCCUUCUGGCCCCGGUGGUAGCAAGCCUUCUGGCCCUGGUGGUGGUGGUCCCUCCGGCCCCGGUGGUGGCAAGCCUUCUGGCCCUGGCGGUGGUGGUUAUUCUCCGGCCCCCGGUGGUGGUGGUCCUUCUAGCCCCGGUGGUGGUUCUUCUCCGGCUCCUGGUGGUGGCAAGCCUUCUAGCCCCGGUGGUGGUUCUUCUCCGGCUCCUGGUGGUGGCAAGCCUUCCAGCCCCGGCGAUGGUUAUUCCCCGGCCUCUGGUGGUGGCAAGACUUCCGGCCCCAGCGGUGGAGGUCCCUCCGGCCCCGGCGGUGGUUAUUCCCAGGCCUCUGAUGGUGGCAAGCCUUCCGGCCCCGGUGGUGGAGGUCCCUCCGGCCCCGGCGGUGGUUAUUCCCAGGCCUCUGAUGGUGGCAAGCCUUCCGGCCCUGGCGGUGGUGGUUAUUCUCCGGCCCCCGGUGGUGGUGGUCCUUCUAGCCCCGGUGGUGGUUCUUCUCCGGCUCCUGGUGGUGGCAAGCCUUCCAGCCCCGGUGGUGGUUAUGCCCCGGCCCCUGGUGGUGGCAAGCCUUCUGGCCCUGGUGGUGGUGGUCCUUCUGGCCCCGGCGGUAGUGGCCCCUCUGGCCCUGGUGGUGGUUAUGCCCCGGCCUCUAGUGGUGGCAAGCCUUCUGGUCCCGGUGGUGGUGGCCCCUCCGGCCCCGGUGGUGGUGGUCCUUCUGGUCCCGGUGGUGGUUCUUCUCCGGCUCCUGGUGGUGGCAAGCCUUCCAGCCCCGGCGGUGGUUAUUCCCCGGCCUCUGGUGGUGGCAAGACUUCCGGCCCCGGCGGUGGUGGCCCCUCUGGCCCUGGUGGUGGUUAUGCCCCGGCCUCUAGUGGUGGCAAGCCUUCUGGUCCCGGUGGUGGUGGCCCCUCCGGCCCCGGUGGUGGUGGUCCUUCUGGUCCCGGUGGAGGUGCUCCCGGCGGCGGUGGCGGAGGCGGCUACUAUUAA
Molecule: messenger RNA, 1206 nt
Organism: Colletotrichum higginsianum IMI 349063
Lineage: Eukaryota; Fungi; Ascomycota; Sordariomycetes; Glomerellales; Glomerellaceae
Product: translation initiation factor IF-2
Exons: 1
Coding region: 1-1206 (401 amino acids)
Source: RefSeq, a predicted model, not a curated record